Messenger RNA from Mycetomoellerius zeteki, 861 nucleotides. RefSeq lists its product as uncharacterized. NCBI's taxonomy places the organism in Eukaryota, Metazoa, Arthropoda, Insecta, Hymenoptera, Formicidae. Gene Ontology annotation, cellular component: membrane. The record is from RefSeq and is a predicted model, not a curated record. The transcript is spliced from 4 exons. Bases 1 to 861 code for a protein of 286 amino acids.
AUGACAAUCGUGACAAAACGAUGGGAGAAUACCGCGAAUGACAUAAAUCUCAAUAUAUAUAAACGAUUGAUACCAAUCGAACGUCAAAUAUUCAACUUCAAAAAGAAUGGCAUCAAAAUCGACUUAAAGGUCAUUCCAUCGGUUAGGAAUGAUUCAGUGAAAAAUAAGAACGAUGAUUAUUUUCCGGAGUUUCCCAUAAGGGACAUAGGCAAAUGCAUUAUCAAAUUUUCGCUUGGUUGCAUCAAAAAACGCUUUAUCCAUUUCAUAGAAACAGUAGGUCGCCUCGAUGAAAUCACAUUACUUGGACGAGAUGUAAAGUUGGUGAAGACCGGAAUAGCACGUAGAUACAAUGCUCGAUCUAUGAAUGACUCGGAUGUCAGUAUCGAGCGCAGCGUAGAUGAUUUCUUCGAUUCCUUUACUCUGCGUAUCACGCUGCCUAGAUGGAAUAAUAAGCAAGAAAAGAAUCAAAUUGAUGUGAUGUUUGAUGAGACAGCUGUAGCAGAAGGACGAGGAAAGAAAGGUGGAGGUGGAUGUGGUGGAGGCAAAGGCGGAAAAUGCAAGAUGAUGAUGAUGGGCAUGAUGAUGAUGCUUAAAAUGAAGCUCAUAGGAUUGAUGUCGUUAAAAAGUAUGAUGAUGGGCGGAAUGUCUCUAAUGGUUUCAAUGAUGAUGUUGAUGAGCAAAUUCGGAAAAGGAGGAGGAGGAGGCCCUUGGAAAGGAGGAGGCGGCGGAGGAGGAGGGGGUAAAAUUGCCGUUUUUAUGUUUUGUUUAAUUGUAGUGUCUAAUUGUGUUAAAGAAGGUCCAAAAAUGGCCAAAAUUGGUCUCAAAUGGACACCAUUAAUACCUAUGCAGUUGUCAUUUUGA